UGAGUAUUCGUUCGUGGGGUAUUUUUGGUGUAGCUCUGAUAGCACCCAGUGGUCACGUGCACCCCAGCCGCAGAGUGUUAUCAACAUAAAAUUAACAGGCAAGCCCCAUGUCAAACAAAGUCAAAAAUGCUUGCCCGGCUGGAGCUGAAAGCGACGGUAGCGAUGUUGAAUGGGAUCUCGGGUUCCCGUCGUCGAAAAAGACAGUGGACACAGCGGGCACAAGUGCAGGGGUUCCAGUGGAAGAAGACAGUGUGGCUAAGUUAAAAAGAGCUAUUGACACUGGAAACGUCCAUCUCGUUCAAGAGCUGUUGGACAAUGGUCUGGAUGUGGAGACGAGACUUGGCUUUGAGUGGACACCUCUCAUGUGUGCUGUUCAUGUUGCUCAUUGUGAGCUGGCUGUGCUGCUCCUGAACAGAGGGGCCAGCGCCAACUUCAGCAGAGACCAAUACACUGUUCUAAUGGCUGCAGUCACGGCAUCCGCCAGCGAGGACAAGAUUGUGAAGUGCGUGGAGCUACUUCUGUCAAGAAAUGCUAACGCAAACACAUUUAACAAGACUGACAUGACCUGCCUGAUGCUGGCGGCAAGAGAGGGCUACAGUCAGGUCAUCAACCUGCUGGUGUCCCACGGGGCUGAGGUGAACGCCCAGGACGGGCAUGGCUACACGGCUCUGAUGAUGGCGGUGCAGUACGGCAAGGAACAGGCCGUCCUGAAGCUGCUUCAGCUGGGAGCGGACAGGAGCAUCAAGAACCGCACAGAGAAGACUGCAGCCGACCUGGCCACGGUGUUCAAACAAUCUCAGAUCACCAGGAUCCUGGCCAGCCCAGACAACACUCACUCAAACGUGGGGACUUCCAAAGAUGAGAGCCUUUUUAAGUUCUUCAGGCGGAAUCCUGACCCUUCAACUUCCAAGGAGAGUCUGGCCAAGCUGUGCGACAUCGAGCUGCUUCUCCAUGGCCUGGACCUGGAAUACCUGUCUGACAUCAUGAUGGAGAACAACAUCACCUGGAGCUACCUGUUGACCAUGGAGAAAGAUGACCUGGAGAAGAUAGGUGUCACAGACCCAGGUGACCAGAAGAAGGUCCUGUGUGCUGUACAGGAGAUGCAUCAAGAUAGCGUGGACAUGGAUAUGCUCAACCAACUGGAGAACAUAGACAGUGGGAGUGAAGAGUUGUAUAACUUCCUGAUCAGCCUGAGGCAGCAGUGCUGCUACCUGACUGAGACGGUGCAGGACGUCAACACCCGCUUCCCUCGACAAGCCUCUCAGCUUGUCCUCUCUCUGGACCCUCAGAAGGAGGCCCAGGCUCUCUGUAAAGAUCUGGUGGCUCAGACGGGAGACCUGCAGAAGGAGGUUGCAUGCCUCCACAGCCUUCUCUGCAAGAUGGACGAAGUCGGAGAUUUCUGUGCUUUUCCUCAGCCUGGUUCCCACGGCCAGUGGAGGAGAUGGGCCCUGAAGAGGUUGUCAUUGAGCAUGCUUGGAGCUGGCCUACUAUUUCUCCUUUCAAAAGCCAAGAAUUUGAAGGUUUACUUCUAGAAAUUCUUCUUCUUUUGGUUCAUUAUGUCUUAGGUUAGUAAUAAGUUGUCAUUGGCUGGACAUGUUUGA
This is a messenger RNA of Osmerus eperlanus (European smelt), 1601 nucleotides long. It is a transcript of the gene asz1, whose product is annotated as ankyrin repeat, SAM and basic leucine zipper domain containing 1. NCBI's taxonomy places the organism in Eukaryota, Metazoa, Chordata, Actinopteri, Osmeriformes, Osmeridae. Gene Ontology annotation, molecular function: protein binding. Gene Ontology annotation, cellular component: pi-body. The record is from RefSeq and is a predicted model, not a curated record. Gene Ontology annotation, biological process: piRNA processing. The transcript is spliced from 13 exons. Bases 108 to 1532 code for a protein of 474 amino acids.